Daucus carota subsp. sativus is the source of this 1241-nucleotide messenger RNA. RefSeq lists its product as uncharacterized. The record is from RefSeq and is a predicted model, not a curated record. Gene Ontology annotation, cellular component: cytoplasm; membrane. Lineage: Eukaryota; Viridiplantae; Streptophyta; Magnoliopsida; Apiales; Apiaceae. The coding region runs from base 133 to 885 and encodes 250 amino acids. The transcript is spliced from 4 exons.
AGGGGGUUUAAUUAAGAGAAGACCCAUGAUCGCCGCAAUAGCUCCCUAUCAGAGCCUCCUCCUUAAACCUAUCUCUCUCUCCUAAAACCCAUUAGAGAGAGAAUAGAAACCCAAUCUCUAGAGAGAGAAACAAUGUUUGCCGGAAUUGUUAAAAAUGGCCUCAAAAAAUACACCUCCGGCGUCUACAUAUAUAACAAUCAAUCAAUCAAAGCCCCCAUAUUCAAGAACGAGCUGUACAGAAUCAACGAGUCAAGAGCUUUUGUCACCCGUUCUAAGAACAAACUGGGCUUUUCAAAUUUGAUAAAUUCACGUUAUUGUUCAACGACGUCGUCUUCGUCAAAAAAUGGGUUCGUGGGGUGGUACUUGGGGUUGAUAAAGUCACGCCCAAUCCUCACAAAAGCUGUUACUUCUGGAAUUAUUUAUACUGCUGCUGAUUUUUCAUCUCAGAUGAUUUCUCCGCAAACUACAAAGCCUUAUGAUCUAGUGAGAACACUGCGCAUGGCUAGCAUUGGGUUAAUUUUUGUUGGACCAUCGAUGCAUUUUUGGUUCAAUACAGUAUCAAAGGUCCUCCCAAAGCGUGACAUUGCCACGACAUUAAUUAAAAUUGUUAUGGGUCAGACAAUUUUUGGACCAGCAAUGACUUCAGGUUUCUUCUCGGUGAACGCUGGGUUGCAAGGUGAAAGUGGUCCAGAGAUCAUUGCCAGACUAAAGCGAGACCUGGUCCCUACAAUGAUAAGUGGUGUCAUGUACUGGCCCUUUUGUGAUUUUGUGACAUUUAAAUUUAUUCCUGUUCAUUUGCAGCCAUUAGUAAGCAAUUCAUUUGCGUAUCUGUGGACUGUGUACUUAACAUACAUGGCAAGCUUAGAGAAACCAGAUGUCACAUAAGUCCAAUUAUAAUCCAGGUUUUCUAGAGCUUUGUAUAGUUUUGUUUUUGCAAAAUUCCAUCACCUCUUGUGAAAUUUGAUUAUCACACCCUGUAAAUUGUGGAUUCUGGUAGAGGCCAUGGUAGAAGUGCAAUAGAAGCAAAGCUAGAUAAGCCCACGUCUACUCGAUUAAACAGGCACCCUCGUAUUGGUUCUGUAAUUUAUAUUUUUUUUACUUUUCUAGAGUAUGUUCUUAGCAAUUUAUUUGAAAUCAACUCAGUAUUUAUGCUGUACAACUUGCACUGCAGAUCUGAACUUCAACCUUUCUGUACUAGUGGAAUAUAAACAUAAGUAUCAUAUAUCAUUGAUUUGAUUCAA